Chaetomium fimeti is the source of this 1369-nucleotide messenger RNA. RefSeq names its product transcriptional regulation of mitochondrial recombination-domain-containing protein. The coding region runs from base 205 to 1194 and encodes 329 amino acids. Gene Ontology annotation, molecular function: single-stranded DNA binding; structural constituent of ribosome; DNA strand exchange activity. The transcript is spliced from 2 exons. Gene Ontology annotation, cellular component: mitochondrion. NCBI's taxonomy places the organism in Eukaryota, Fungi, Ascomycota, Sordariomycetes, Sordariales, Chaetomiaceae. Gene Ontology annotation, biological process: DNA recombination. The record is from RefSeq and is a predicted model, not a curated record.
AAAAUAUUUUGGGUCCAGCCAGCAACAGCAAGAGCAGCAGCAGCAGCAGCAGCGUGGAUAUUGGAGGCAUUGCGACAUUCCACCUCGCCGUCUACUACCCGACAUCGUGUCGAACCUCUCAACUACGACCGACUUCCCCGGCGCCAGCAUCCGGUCGAACAACGAACCCUCCCCCGCAAGGAAGGCAGCCGGGCCCCGACGACAAUGAACUCGCUACGGCCGCUGCCGCUGUUCAGCAGCCGCCUCCUCUUCAGCAAUGGCGGGCGGGCGACAACAAUAGGCGUGCGGUACGCCAGCACAGCAGAGGCAGCCGCCACGCCAGCACCGGCGGGGGUGCCCGUGCCGGCGAUACAAGGAGAGGGAAGACCGAAGAAGCCCGGCCACCGGUCCCGAUCCGUCCCGCCCCCGGGCCACGCCGAACGCAUCUACGUGCACAACCACAUCCUCGCCAACCACAUCAUCUACUCCCUCACCCCGGAGAUGAAUCCCACAAAAGCCUUCCGCCAAUUCGCCUACACGGGCAAGAAGCUCGUCCCCUCCAAGCUGCGCAAGGACUACUGGCGGCCGCUGGCCGUCGUGGAGUUCGGCGCCGGGCGGGGGGACGUCGGCCGCAGCGUGUUCCACAAGCUGCGCGAGCUCAAGAAGCGCCACCAGCUCGAGUGGGACGACCCCGAGAUCCUGGCCAUGGGGCGGCGCGACCGCGGCCACGCGCUCAACGACGAGCGCGGGAACGCCGUGGCGGAUAUCGCCGCGGUGUUGGCGGGGCGGGGGAAGGGGAAUCGGGUUGUUGUUGGUGGUGGUGGUGGUGGUGGUGGUGGUGCUGCUGCUGCUGCUGGUGGUGGGGGGGUUAAGAAGGGUGGGAAGGAGGGUGAGGAUGGGGGGAAGGCGGUGAAGGCGGUGCUGCUGGAUGCUGAGGGGAAGGAGGUGGGGGGGGAGAAGGAGGGGGGUGAUGAUGGGGCGGGCUUGCAGAGCGCUACCGUGUACUGGGCCAACGAGCAGGACAAGUACUACGCCGAGGCGUGGACGGGCAACGUGACGCAUGUGGUUGGUCUGCCGGAGAAGCCGGCGAAGGCGGCGAAGGCGACGGAAGCGGCGGCGGUGGAGGAGGCUGCGUCUGCCGAGACGGAGGUGGUGGCCGAGCCGGCGGCCGAGGCGGUGGCAGAGGCUCCCGCGCCGGCGACCAAGUCGGAGUGAUGGGUACAUACGGGGGCUUGUCGAUAGGGGAGGAGGGUAGGCAAACGGCUUGUACAAUGUGUACAGAUGGCGUCUGACUGGUUUCGGUUCGACAAAGGGCAUCUCGCCGCUGGCUACUGUAUUUGUAUUGUACACUGUAUAUCACGCAAUAGAAGGGCGUUUACAGCAGCGGCUC